AUGGAAACAACAGCCGGCGGUGCUUUCUUACCACGAGGACGAGAUUCGGACUGCAUCUUGAUUAACUCUCCUUAUUGCUUUGAUGCAGGAGAUGAACGAGUACAUGUGUUUCCUGGUUUAACAGCUCUACAUACAUUAUUCGUCAGAUUUCACAACUACAUAGCUGACGAGUUCAAAUUUUCUACAAAUUGGGAUGAUGAAACCAUAUUUCAAGAAACACGCAAAAUAAUUGCUGCUUUCAUGCAAAAAAUAACCUAUAAAGAUUUCCUGCCGGAGGUAUUGAAUUCAGCAACUAGAGGGCGGUUUGGAUUAGAUGGUCCAUAUCGCUAUGAUAUCCAUACGGAUCCCAGUAUAGCUAAUUCUUUCGCCACAGCAGCCUAUAGAUUCGGUCAUUCUCUGAUACCCGAUUUCUUCAUUAUCAACGGCACGAAGGUCCAGACCAGAAAACUCUUUAACGACCCACAGUACAUCUUCAACUCUUUUGACCAAGUGGUGGACAACAUUUUAACUAACCAAGCCGAAGUUUUGGAUCGAUUUCUAACACUGGAAAUCACCGACCAUUUAUUUGAAUUUGGUGACAUAUCGUUUGAUUUGGCUUCUUUCAAUAUACAGAGAGGGCGAGACCACGGAUUGCCUCCUUAUAAUGAUUUUAGAGAAUGGUGUGGAUUGCCAAGAGUCCGAAGCUUCUACUCUUCGAUCUUUGGACGUCUUGGUCCUUCCAUGAGCAGACUGUAUAAUCAUGUAGAUGAACUGGAUUUGUUCACUGGAGCGAUGUCUGAGAGAGAUGAACCAGGCUCUGCAGUGGGACCUGUCCUCUCCUGUUUAUUGGGCCAACAGUUCCAUGAUCUGAAACAUGGCGACAGUUUUUGGUACGAAACCCAGGAACAGAGAAGAGGUUUUACUUCAGAUCAAUUAGCAGCUAUACAGAAAACGAGUUUUGCAUCCAUACUAUGUAACCAAUUUGAUAGACAAUAUAUACAGACAAACCCAUUUAGAGUCGUAUCCAAUUCGAAUCCUUUGGUAGAAUGUCAAUCUUUACCCCAUUUUGAUAUGUCGCCAUGGUUACCUAAUAGAAAAUAA
Lottia gigantea (owl limpet) is the source of this 1080-nucleotide messenger RNA. RefSeq lists its product as hypothetical. Gene Ontology annotation, biological process: response to oxidative stress. Gene Ontology annotation, molecular function: peroxidase activity; heme binding. The transcript has 6 exons. The record is from RefSeq and is a predicted model, not a curated record. NCBI's taxonomy places the organism in Eukaryota, Metazoa, Mollusca, Gastropoda, Lottiidae. The coding region runs from base 1 to 1080 and encodes 359 amino acids.